This is a messenger RNA of Mesoplodon densirostris (Blainville's beaked whale), 2643 nucleotides long. It is a transcript of the gene MAP3K8, whose product is annotated as mitogen-activated protein kinase kinase kinase 8. The record is from RefSeq and is a predicted model, not a curated record. The coding region runs from base 436 to 1842 and encodes 468 amino acids. The transcript is spliced from 8 exons. Gene Ontology annotation, molecular function: ATP binding; protein kinase activity. Lineage: Eukaryota; Metazoa; Chordata; Mammalia; Artiodactyla; Ziphiidae. Gene Ontology annotation, biological process: protein phosphorylation.
CCCUCCUCCAGCUCCGCCCAGCGCCCCGAGGGCCAGCGGGGGGAGGCCGGAAUUUCCCCUCGCGGGGGCUCGGGCUGCCCCGCAAGCCAGCGGGCUCUUUCUGUUUACGGAGAGAAAGGGGAAAUGGAAGAGGCGGGGAGGCGGCGGCUGGAGUCCGCUGCGCCGCCCCUCGGCCGGCCCAGAAGCUGUGAGUCAGGGGCCGACGAGGGCGGCCCGGGCGCGCGAGAGGCGCGGGGCUCACUCGACCGCUUGGGCCCGAACGGCGCGCCAACGCUCCGGGGCCGGUAGCCCUGGUUCCCGCUCCUGCCGACGCCGGACCUGGGGACCCCGGCGCGCCCGGCUCCCGGGGGCCGCCCGCCAGCUGCGCCGCGAGCCGUCGGGGGACGGCGGCGGGGACGCGCGGAGGCCGCAGACUCUCUGGAGAGCCUGAUAGUGAUGGAGUUCAUGAGCACUGGAAGUGACAGCAAAGAAGAAAUCGAUUUAUUAAUGAAACAUUUGAACGUGUCUGAUGUAAUAGACAUUAUGGAAAAUCUUUACGCAAGUGAAGAGCCUGUGGCCUACGAACCCAGUCUGAUGACUGUGUGUCAGGACAGCAGUCACAAGGAAGAGGGGCGUUCCGACUCUGUGCUGCUCAGCGGCCAGGAGGGGCCUUGGCUGUCAUCCGUCCGAUACGGAACCGUGGAGGAUUUGCUUGCUUUUGCAAACCACAUAUCCAACACCGCAAAGCGUUUGUACGGACACCGACCACAAGAAUCUGGAAUUUUAUUAAAUAUGGUAAUCACUCCCCAGAAUGGACGCUAUCAGAUAGACUCUGAUGUUCUUCUCAUCCCUUGGAAGCUGACUUACAGGAAUAUUGGCUCUGAUUUUAUUCCUCGGGGAGCCUUUGGAAAAGUAUACUUAGCACAAGACAUAAAAACUAAGAAAAGAAUGGCAUGUAAAUUGAUCCCAGUAGACCAAUUUAAGCCAUCUGACGUGGAAAUCCAGGCUUGCUUCCGGCACGAGAACAUCGCUGAGUUAUACGGCGUGGUUCUAUGGGGCGAAACUGUCCAUCUCUUUAUGGAAGCAGGCGAGGGAGGGUCUGUCCUGGAGAAACUGGAGAGCUGUGGACCCAUGAGAGAAUUUGAGAUUAUUUGGGUGACAAAGCAUGUUCUCAAGGGACUUGAUUUUCUGCACUCAAAGAAAGUGAUUCACCAUGACAUUAAACCUAGCAACAUUGUUUUCAUGUCCACAAAAGCUGUUUUGGUGGAUUUUGGUCUAAGUGUCCAAAUGACUGAAGAGAUCUAUUUUCCUAAGGACCUGCGAGGAACAGAGAUUUACAUGAGCCCAGAGGUGAUCCUGUGCAGGGGCCAUUCGACCAAAGCAGAUAUCUACAGCCUGGGGGCCACACUCAUCCACAUGCAGACAGGCACCCCGCCCUGGGUGAAGCGCUACCCACGCUCCGCCUACCCCUCCUACCUGUACAUAAUCCACAAACAAGCGCCUCCUUUGGAAGAUAUUGCUGAAGACUGCAGUCCGGGCAUGAGAGAGCUGAUGGAGGCCGCCCUGGAGAGGAACCCCAAUCACCGGCCCAGGGCAGCAGACCUGCUGAAACAUGAUGCCCUGAACCCCCCUAGGGAGGAUCAGCCCCGCUGUCAGAGCCUGGACUCUGCGCUCUUUGAGCGGAAGCGGCUGCUGAGCCGAAAGGAGUUGGAGCUUCCUGAGAACAUUGCGGAUUCUUCAUGCACAGGGAGCACUGAGGAAUCGGAGAUGCUGAAGAGGCAGCGUUCUCUCUACAUAGACCUUGGGGCCCUGGCUGGCUAUUUCAACCUUGUCCGGGGUCCACCAACACUAGAAUACGGCUGAUGGAUGGAUGGCGGCAUUUGCCCUAAAUUAGGACUCAGCAUUUACUGGUCUCUGGGAAGCUGAUUCUGCUGACUCCGCACAGGGGCUCUGUCAAGUGAAUUGUGCGUUUAUCGGCUGGGCUGCCACGACUCAUGAAUGUGACUCCACGUGGCUCCUGUGUGUUGAUCUGUGAAGCUGCCCCGGGGCCCCAUCAGGCUGGAAGGUUCUCAUUUCUCAGGUGGUACGUCUGACUCAAAGGAAGCUGAGAGUUCACAGAAAGAUCAUUUCCAGUGACUGAUUCCAUUCACUAUGCACUUGGCUCAAAAUUUUAAAAAUACCAAUCACAGGGAUAAUAUAUUAGCCUAAAAUUACUAUUCUCGGUUCUAAUUUAAGUAUGGGAAGUUCAUUUAACUCAGAGUAGUUUGGUGUAUAUUAGUGUGUAUUCUAUGAUAACUCUUUGAGCCUUUGUCAGUAAAUUGCAAUAUAAAUGAAAGCCUUUACAUUUGGGGUGACUAGAACAACUUGAAUAUUGUAGCAAUAAGCUGAACUAGUGUCUUAAAAAUGGCUAACUGAUUAAUUAGGAGCCAUCCGACAGCAGGCCAUAGAGCUGGGUUCUGUUAUGUUCCUAUGGAAACAUUUUGUACUGUACAUGCUAUGCCUCAAACAUUUAAAACGUGAUGUUUUGAAUGUGGAUAAAACUGUGUUAAACCACAUAAUGUCUGUACAUCCCAAAGGAUGAGAAUGUGACCUUUAAGAAAAAUGGAACCAUUUAUAAAUUCUUAAUGAUGCGACUUUUAUAAUUCUUAUUUCUCUAUUUUCUUU